Molecule: messenger RNA, 3984 nt
Organism: Phragmites australis (common reed)
Lineage: Eukaryota; Viridiplantae; Streptophyta; Magnoliopsida; Poales; Poaceae
Product: protein ALWAYS EARLY 3-like
Exons: 19
Coding region: 442-3762 (1106 amino acids)
Biological process (GO): regulation of cell cycle; DNA-templated transcription; regulation of transcription by RNA polymerase II
Cellular component (GO): nucleoplasm; transcription repressor complex
Molecular function (GO): DNA binding
Source: RefSeq, a predicted model, not a curated record
UUUUUGCUCCUCUCCCCCAGUCCCAGGCCGCGAAACCACACCUCCGCUUCUUCGCCUCGCUUCCCCUCGCCAUUUCGCAGCUCGCACCCUCCACUCCCUCUUCGUCUCCGGCGAGGCGGCUCCUCCUCCCUCUCCGGCGAGUCUGCGUCAGCUGCCCGCCCGUGUCUCGCUGCCGCUCGCCGGCGGAGGCUCGCAGUCGCACGGGUGCAUCCUCUUCCGUGGCCUCGCACUGAAGGGAGAGCAGCCGGCUCGACCUCGCCUCCGUUUACGCGAGCCGACGGACAGCCACCCCGAUUCGCGUCCUAACUGGAAAAGCGCCGCCGCCGUUCGCGGUGCUCCCCCGCGGCCAUCUCCGGGGAUUCGGGACUCUCCGGCUCCCCGAUUUCCUGACUCAUCGACUGUCGGAGAUCAGGAUCGCUCCUGAAGAAAAAGUUUUCAGACAUGCUUGGGUCUCAGUGGAGCAAAGAUGAGCUCGAGCGCUUUUAUGGAGCCUACAGAAAAUAUGGAAAAGAUUGGAGAAAGAUUGCUGGUGCUAUCCGUGAUAGAACAUCUGAAAUGGUGGAGGCUCUGUACAACAUUAAUAAGGCAUAUUUAUCUCUUCCGGAGGGAACCGCUACUGCUGCGGGGUUAAUAGCGAUGAUGACUGAUCACUACAAUAUUCUGGAUGGAAGUCACAGUGAUUGUGAAAGCAAUGGUUCACCAAAAGCUUCUAGGAAGCCACAGAAGCGUGGCUGUGCUAAGUUUCAAUCUGUGUCUAAAACAUCUGAUACACGUUACCCUGAUUUAUUGCAAUCUCAGCCUGAUUCAUCGAGCUAUGGAUGCCUUUCUUUGUUGAAGAAGAAAUGUUUUGGAGACCUUUUUGUAGGGAACAGGCCACAUGCUGUUGGAAAAAGGACUCCAAGAGUACCUGUCGCAAGUAUGUACCAUCGAGAUGACAGGGGUGUAGCAAAUAGACAAGCAAAACCAGAUGCUAACAAUGGUGAUGAUGAAGGAGCUCAUGGAGCUGCGCUUGCUCUAGCAGAGGUAGGUCAAAGGGGAGGCUCACCUCAGGCUUCUCAAACACCUGGAAGAUCUGGUGAUUGUAUGUUCACGUCUCCUGUUAAAACUAGUGACCGAAAUAAUGCUGAUUCAGAGAUGGGAAGCUCAAAGUUGCAUGGGUUUCAUUUGGAUGCUGAUUACCCUGAAGGUAGCUUAGGAAGUAGGGAAGCUGAAACUGGUGACUAUUCCAAAGGUGCAUCCUAUUUGAUGACUAACGAAGGUGCUGCAUCUGGUAAGUCUCAGAAAAAAGUAAAGAGAUCUCAGAAGAGGAGGAAAAAAGCUGCACACAAAAAAGGUGAUCAGUUUGAGGAUGACAGAGAGGCUUGCAGUGGCACUGAAGAAGGGCAUAGUGCGAGAAAGGCUAAAGAGGAAUCAGAGCUGGAGGCAUUGGGAAGUAAAACUGCAUGGCCAUCUAGCACAUCGAAUAAAAGAAGUCAACUGUUUUUUUGCGAUGAAAGCUCAGCUCUAGAUGCAUUACAUACAUUAGCUGAUCUAUCUGUGAAUAUCCUUCAACCUUCUUCAAUUGUUGAAUCCGAAUCAUCAUCACAGAUUAAGGAUGAAAGCAAAGACAUUGAUUCUGAUGAAAAGCCUGGUAUGCCUUCAGCAGUAUCAGUAUAUGAGCAGAAAGUUAUAUCCAAAAGUACAGUAAAAAAACUCAGAAGGCAGUCAGAAAUUGCAAACACCGAGAUGGUUACUCGGAAAAAAGCUAAACUUGCUAAAGAUCCUCAUCAUGAUGGGAGCACCACGUCUGAAGUAAAGCAGCAAGCUUGCACAUGUGGCGUUAAAACAGAGAAAAAGAAGAGGAAAUCUUCCACGGCUAAGGUAUCUACUGAAGAAGGGAAGGUAUCUUCUAAUAAAGGUAGGCAUACUUCUCCAGCACAUACUGAUUUUGGAAAAGUAGCCAUGGAUAUCGUAGAGACAACUACACAAGUUUCAACUACUCCGCAAGCUGACUUGACAUCAAAGGGUAAAAGCCGCCGUAAAUUAGGCAUUCAGAAAUCUCAAACUCCAGAAUGUAAACCUACAGAGGGCGCUAGCGAUACCGGAAGUGAUAAAUGUUCUUACUCAGUGAAUAAUUUUAUUGAUCUUAAGGACAAACUCGCUCACUGCUUGCCGUCACGUUUGCUCCGUAGAUGGUGCAUGUUUGAAUGGUUUUAUAGUGCAAUUGAUUAUCCAUGGUUUGCAAAGAGUGAAUUUGUUGAGUAUUUGAAUCAUGUCAAGCUGGGUCAUGUUCCAAGGCUGACUCGUGUUGAGUGGGAUGUCAUAAGGAGUUCUCUUGGAAAGCCCCGUCGAUUGUCGAAACAGUUUUUGCAUGAGGAGAGAGAGAAGCUUUCUGAAUAUCGUGAUUCAGUCAGACAGCACUAUGCUGAACUUCGAUCUGGUGUUCAAGAAGGUCUGCCGACAGAUCUUGCACGACCUCUAGCAGUUGGACAGCGUGUUAUAGCCUGCCAUCCUCGAACAAGGGAACUUCAUGAUGGGAAUGUUCUGACUGUUGAUCAUAAUUGUUGCCGGGUUCAAUUUGAUCGGCCUGAGCUGGGUGUUGAGUUUGCGAUGGAUAUUGAUUGUAUGCCCUUGCAUCCUCUGGAAAAUUUGAACAAAUAUUACAACAGCUUAUUGGAACCAAAACUUGAGGAUCCAAUGAAAGAGUUGGGUAGCGGAGGUGCAGCAGGAUUCACAGCAAAUGCGAAUUUAAAUGGUGCCGAUGUAACCUUUCAUAUACCUUCUGGUCACCCAAUAAGUACUUUAAUAAAGCAAGCGAAGGGUGACACAAUUGACUCCAUUGCACAGGCCAAAGCUACAGUUAAUAAGGUUACAGUCGCUGCACAACAGGCAAUGUACAAUCAGCCAUGCACUCUAUCACAGAUACAGGAAAGAGAAGCUGAUAUAAGAGCUCUUGCUGAACUAUCACGUGCUCUUGAUAAAAAGGAAGCUUUGCUGGUAGAGCUGAGGCACAUGAAUGAAGAAGUGUCUGGAAAGCAAAAGGAUGGGGAAACUAUUAGAGACUCGAAGCAUUUCAGGGCGCAAUAUGCUAUGGUGCUUGUGCAGCUAAGAGAUUCCAAUGAUCAAGUAGCCUCAGCGUUGCUUUCACUGCGGCAACGUAACACAUAUCAUGGGAAUCCAGUACAGUCAUAUCCUAAAUCUAUGGAAAAUGGUGGAGCCUUUAAUGGAGCACCAGACCCUUAUAACCUUUCUGGUUAUAUUAAUCCAGAGUCUGGUUCCCAAGCUAUUGAAAUUAUUGAGACUUCAAGAUGCAGAGCAAAAAUGAUGGUUGAUGUCGCUAUUCAGGCGAUGUGCAAAAUGGGUGAAGGAGAGAAUGCUUUUGCAAAAAUAGGUGAAGCACUAGAUAAUCUGUAUAGAGAAUGCUUACCGGGCAUAAGACGGAUACCUCCUGAUUCGGAACAGGCAAAUACAUCCUAUCAAGAUAACGGCACACCUGGCCCUGCAACAAAUAACGCUUCCAGUCCAAGAUUGUCCGAUGGGUGUGAUUCCAGAGCUCAAUUUCCUGUGGAGUUGAUUUCGUCCUGUGUAGCUACCAUUCUUAUGAUGCAGAACUGCACGGAGAAGCAGUAUCAUCCUGCUGAAGUCACGGACGUUCUCGAUUCUGUGCUGUCGCGCCUACAACCAUGCAGCGCCCAGAACAUUCAGAUCUUCAGGGAGAUCGAGAUGUGCAUGGGCAUCAUAAAAAACCAAAUGCUGGCGUUGAUACCCACACCAAGCGGCUAGCGCUGUGCCUGCUCCAGGAACCUUGCCUAUAUAUUUCAGAAAGACAUCGGAUAAAUUGUAUGUGGUGUGUCUAUUUCUCGUUUCUAUCUUGCUAUUUGUACAAGACGUAAGUUAUUGGUUGCUGUUUGUCUAGUUGCAUCUUCUUCUGGUGUUGGUUAACGGUAAAUUUUCCAUUAGACUUGCUAUAACAAAUGUUGGUACGAGGCAUUUGGCCUUCGUUGA